UUGCCACAUGACCAACUGUCUUGAACGCCCCUCGGUCAGUUGGUGAAAGCUGUGCAAGGUAUUUGUUUCGGUUGUGAAUCGUGGCGAGCAUUUGAGUAGAAGCAGGUGACUGACAACAUAAAACAUCAGUGCAAUGCUGCUCCUCAGACGCUGCCACACCCUGACUCGAUUUGGCCCUCGCAACACUCAAAGGCAUCAAGUGGCACCUGCUGUGGCGUCCUGUGCAGUUCGUCUCUGGAGCAGCAGCAGGGAGGACCAGAGAUGGUACCAGCGUGCACAUACACCCAGCUGGAGACAUGCAUUGGCGGGACUGCUGGCUGGUACCGGGGCGGUACUGGCUUAUGGACUCCACCACCACAAGGCUGAGCAGGAAGACACAGUGCAAACCAUAGAGAAGACCUCAGCUCUUCCAGUCUUCAGCCAGGAAGAGGUCACCAGUCACCGCUCUCUGGAAGAUGGCGUGUGGGUCACCUACAAAGGUGGCGUCUAUGACAUCACUGAGUUUGUGGCCAUGCACCCUGGUGGGGAUAAAAUCUUGCUGGCGGCAGGUGGAGCCCUUGAACCCUUCUGGGCGCUGUAUGCUGUACACAAGCAGGAACAUGUGCUGGAAAUGCUCUCAGAGUAUAAGGUUGGUGAGCUGAGGGCAGACGAUCUGAAGAAGCAGCAGGCCGUUCACACAUUGGACCCCUACUCCUCUGACCCCGAGCGUCACCCCGCCCUGCGCAUCAAUAACCUCAAGCCCUUCAAUGCUGAGCCGCCUCCUGAAAUCCUCUCUGACAGCUUCAUCACCCCCUCUGCUAUCUUCUUCAAAAGAAACCACCUGCCAGUUCCUCGGGUGGACCCGGCUUCAUAUCAGUUGCAGAUAGAGGGACUACCUACAGUGCUGACGCUGUCUUUAGAAGACUUAAAGACUCGAUUCCCCAAACACACUGUCACGGCCACGUUGCAGUGUGCCGGUAACCGGCGCUCUGAGAUGAAUCGGGUCAAGCAGGUGAAAGGACUGAACUGGGGCAUUGCUGCGAUCAGUAAUGCUACAUGGAGCGGUGCGAGGCUCAGGGAUGUGUUGCUGGCUGCUGGCUACAGGCCCGAUGUGGCCCAGCGGGCUUUCCAUGUUCAGUUUGAAGGGCUGGACAAAGAUGUGACUGGGACUACCUACGGUGCCUCUAUCCCUCUAAACAAGGCAGUUAGCGAGGAAGGUGAUGUGUUGCUGGCGUAUGAAAUGAAUGGUGAGGAUCUCCCUGCUGACCACGGCUACCCCGUCCGCGUUGUGGUGCCAGGCACGGUGGGUGCACGCAACGUUAAGUGGCUGGGGAAGAUCAUUGUGAGUGCGGAAGAAAGCAGUAGCCACUGGCAGCAGAAUGACUACAAGGGUUUCUCCCCCGGGACGGACUGGGACACAGUGGACUUCAAGUCUGCUCCGGCCAUCCAAGAGCUGCCCAUUCAGUCAGCCAUCACCACACCGGCAGACGGUGUUGUGAUCAAUCGCAGUUUGGAAGAGGUGACGGUGAAGGGUUACGCCUGGAGUGGCGGAGGCAGAGAGGUGGUGCGUGUAGAUGUUUCUAUAGAUGGAGGAAAGACGUGGCAGGUGGCGCAGCUGAGGAGCAGUGAGAAGGGACAAGCACCUGAACCCUCUCCCCCACCGGGACGAGCCUGGGCCUGGAAGCUGUGGGAGCUAACGGCUCCUCUUCCUCCUGAGGCUCAGGAGUUGGAGAUAGUUUGCAAGGCGGUUGACAACAGUUACAACAUGCAGCCGGACACAGUUCCUCCCAUCUGGAAUCUGAGGGGCGUACUGAGUAACGCCUGGCACAGAGUGAAGGUGAACAUCAGAGAGGAUUAGAGCGAGGAAUAGACUCAGUGGUUUGAUCCAAAUUCCACAGGUUUAUGCCUGAAACCAAGUUAUCAGAGAUUAGACAUUGUUUAAAAUCUGUCACUGAGACUAAGCGGAAAAUACAGCAGGAUUUUGUAAGAUUGUAAGAUUUAAGAUACCUAGAACAAAGCUAAAGGCUGUAAAUAACCAAAAUAUAUCCAGUUUUAUUUUGUGAUGAAUCACCUACGUUACAUGUGAGUCUGUUAAUUCUCUAAUUUGUAGAA
Etheostoma spectabile (orangethroat darter) is the source of this 2091-nucleotide messenger RNA. RefSeq names its product sulfite oxidase. Gene Ontology annotation, cellular component: mitochondrion. Gene Ontology annotation, biological process: sulfur compound metabolic process. Bases 134 to 1837 code for a protein of 567 amino acids. NCBI's taxonomy places the organism in Eukaryota, Metazoa, Chordata, Actinopteri, Perciformes, Percidae. The transcript has 5 exons. Gene Ontology annotation, molecular function: molybdopterin cofactor binding; molybdenum ion binding; sulfite oxidase activity. The record is from RefSeq and is a predicted model, not a curated record.